Messenger RNA from Scylla paramamosain (green mud crab), 2092 nucleotides. RefSeq names its product glutamic acid-rich protein-like. The record is from RefSeq and is a predicted model, not a curated record. Lineage: Eukaryota; Metazoa; Arthropoda; Malacostraca; Decapoda; Portunidae. The coding region runs from base 415 to 2058 and encodes 547 amino acids. The transcript has 2 exons.
UCCUGCUUCCUCACUGAUGCACGUAAGGGUCACGGCUCGAGUUCUACCCUUGGCAUUGUAAGCGCGGGACUGAACUUGCUCUCCUCGGCACAGUGACACGAGAAUGUGGCAGUGGAAGUCAUUUUAGCUGAGCCAAAACUACACGUCAGUUACGUUGUGUGAAUGGGCAUUGUUGGCGAGGUUUUCCACGGCUCUAAAUGGCUGACAGACCGUGGUGGCGCCAAAUGUUAGUGCGAUAUUAGUGCACAGCUGCUGAUGUAUGAAUUGUGAGCCAAAUAACACAGAAUCGAGGCCUCUGAUUGGUGCGCCUGGUGGGUGCCGAAGUCUUUAGCUCCAAGCUGCUGAGCGCUCCAAGAAGGGGGCGCAAAGGUAUACCAUACCCUCUGACGAACAGGUUCCCAGUAAGACUGUGCAAUGCCUGGAUUUUCUACUGAAGAUUUUGGCACAACUCUCCAUAAUAAGAGAUUCAACAACAACAAGAGGAAGCGACAAGCAGUGGACGCCCAAGAGACCCUCGGUGAGAAGGGGAACGGGAAGGAGAAACUGACCACGAACAAGAAGAAGAGGCGGCUGGAGAGCCUCGAAGACUGCACCAGCCACGAGAAGACGGUCACUGAAGGCUGUGCAGAGAUGAAACAUCGCGCGAGCCGGCGAGGACACAAAAAUCAGAGGGACGGGAAUGACAUCAAAGGCAAGAAAACGAUGAGCGUGGAGUGUUUUCAUCCGAUUAUGGACCGCACCAAGAAGAGAAAGAGGCAGAACAAGGACGACGACGAGAAACAGAACAAGAGGAAGAAACAGGACACGGAGGAAACGGAAAACCAGGACAAGAAAAGGAAGAGGCAGGUUAAUGACGACGACGAGAAGCAGAACAAGAAGAGGCAGAGGCAGGUUACGGACGAUGACGAGAAGCAGGACAAGAAGAGGAAGAGGCUAGACACGGAGGACGACGAGAAGCAGGACAAGAAGAGGAAGAGGCAGGUUAAGGACGACGACACGAAGCAGGACAAGAAGAGGAAGAGGCAGGACGCGGAGGACGACGAGAAGCAGGCAAAGAAGAGCAGGGGGGAGGGCAGGAGAGAACGAAAGAAGGGGGGGAAGAUGGAGUGCUGUCAAUGCGUUAAGCACGGCAUCAAGAGAUGGAAGAUGAGAGGGUGGUACAAAGACGACGUGGUGAGGCUGAUGGUGGAUGCCAAGAGAGUCAGCAAGGAGAGGAACGUGAGCAGGUGGUGCCGUCUUAAUAUUGGGAAAGAAAACCUGGUGUCCGCGACCGUGCGCGGCCACGCGUGCCUUGUCCAGCUUGACAGCGGCUCCUCAUGCAGCCUCAUGAGGCUAACACUGGCCCGGAGGCUGGGAAUCGUCACGGGCAAGCAAGAGACGGUAAAGAAAUACUUGUUUACCUGGGCUGGCAUGCUGGAGUUGGACGUGAUCGAGCUGGACGAGGUGGUGGUGAUGCUGCGUCGCUACGUGGCGGUCAACACGCGCAUGACGGUCAUUGUACGCGGGGAUGUGAGGAAGCACUCCUUGGACCUCAUAGUUAUGUCCAUGAGCCGCCUGCAGGAGGCCGAGGUGCGGCAGGAGUUCCAUCCCGACGACAGCAGCAUCCUGUUCCUGCGUAACCCAAAACGUCUGCGGCGGAGACAACCUUCGGACACACAACACAAAACGUUCAUGUUUGCCGCACGAGCGUUAGACAUCGAGGAGCCGCUGACGGUGAUGGUGAACACUGGUAACGCGUCAACAUUCUCUAUCACUAAGACUGGUCAGGACAAGAUGCUGUGCAGGACAGGCAAAUCGACUGUGCUGCCGAAACGAGUCCUGCUGCACUUUGGCAGCGGCACAGACACUCUGCGAAAGAUGGACACGAUAUACAUGCGCCACUGGUUUGAUUUCGUGUUUGGACGAACGCUGCUGUGUAAAUUACAAGCAGCGAUAGAUUAUGAUGAUUUGUCCAUGACCUUGACGCUCAACGGAAAACGAUACCGCUUCGACAUCCUCACUCACGUCCUCCGUCUGCGUACGCCCAGAGGUGCCGCGUCCUCUCAGCCUCCGCCUUGAUUUUAUUGAUUGAUUGAUUUUUUUGUUUUGUUUC